CCAAUUUAAAAAAUGGAUGUACUGGCGGUAGUGUAUGUCGACAAUGUCGACCAUUCGACAUUUCUACUGAUCGAAAAAGGUUGAGACGGAUGUUUUCUCAGCUUUUUAAAGUCGGUAAAGUCAUCUCGUGAUCUAUUUCUCUCAAAAAUUAGACGUAUUUUCCAUUUUUUCGUAAUUACGACGGCUACCACGUGAAAGAGUAAGAAAAUAAUAUACGAACAAUAUGAGACGAGCGGCGUUUAAUCUAACCGCUCUGACCAGUGUGGCCCUGGGAGGCUGGUACUUAGGCAAGUUCUCCGAACAGAGGCGAUAUUCGGAAGACAAUGAAACGUGUAGGUUGUCAGCGGCACGAAUCCAUAACAUGCCGGGUUUGCCUGUGUUCGGCACGGUUUCAGCGGCCACCCCGUUGACACCCGCCGAGAGCAAUUACAACAUGGGCUCCAAGGUGUCCUCGAAUGUCACGAGGGUGUCGCAGAUUAUGAAAUUUGGUUUUCCUGGAUUGGAUCAUGUCAGAUCAUACGAGGAUUUUGUACUCUCCUAUGACAGGCGAAACAGAGUUGCUCACUGGGUGUUUGAACACUUGACCAAGGACAGAUUGCAGUACAGUGAAGUGGACCGCUCAAAAUGCGAAUUUAAGUCCGAUCAGAGCAUACAUCCUUUCUUCAGGUCAGAGAAUAUAGAUUACAAGGGAAGCGGCUAUGAUCGUGGUCACUUAGCGGCGGCUGGGAAUCACAAAGUGGAACAGAAACACAUGGAGCAAACUUUUUUUCUCACUAAUAUGGCACCACAAGUUGGAAAGGGUUUCAACAGAGAUUCCUGGAACCGACUGGAGAAAUAUGUUCGAAAAUUGACAAAUAUUUAUAAGGACGUUUAUGUAUGCACGGGACCGUUAUAUCUUCCUAAGAGAGAGUCGGAUGGAAAGAAAUACGUGCGUUAUGAAGUGAUAGGCGCGAAUAAUGUUGCAGUACCUACACAUUUUUACAAAGUGAUCGUUGGCGAAACCAACGAUGGCAAGCUUGAAAUGGAAGCUUUUGUGAUGCCGAACACGCCGAUCGAUGAUAAUGCGCCGCUCACUAAUUUCCAGGUACCACCCGAAAGCAUUGAACGCGCUGCCGGGCUUCUAUUCUUCGACAAAAUUUCGCGUAAUAAAUUAAGCAAAGUGAAUGGCAAGAAUGCAAGCUAGAUGUGAUUGUUCUAUUUUACUUCAUUCUUUUUUCCUAACAAUUAGAAAUUCUCAAUUUUAAGUUAUUUGGAUUGUAAAGAGUUUUAAUUUCUGACCAUUUCAUCGAAUGUAUAUUUAAAAAUCUAAUCUGUUAUAUUUUAGAUCAUCGUAUAGAAUUUUUAGAAAUUUUAUCAAUCACGAUGUUUUAUAUUAUUUAUACAUAUUCUGUAUAUAUAUAUUAUUUUAGUUGUUCAUUUUGUCGAAUAAAGAUACAGAUAUUUGUUGAUACGUUAA
This is a messenger RNA of Monomorium pharaonis (pharaoh ant), 1456 nucleotides long. RefSeq names its product endonuclease G, mitochondrial (gene EndoG). The transcript has 5 exons. Lineage: Eukaryota; Metazoa; Arthropoda; Insecta; Hymenoptera; Formicidae. The record is from RefSeq and is a predicted model, not a curated record. Gene Ontology annotation, molecular function: nucleic acid binding; metal ion binding; single-stranded DNA endonuclease activity. Gene Ontology annotation, biological process: apoptotic DNA fragmentation. Gene Ontology annotation, cellular component: mitochondrial inner membrane; nucleus. The coding region runs from base 224 to 1183 and encodes 319 amino acids.